UGUGUUCCAUUGUCAAAACGCUCCUUUUUCCCCAUUUCCUACUUCACUCACAAAGACGACUAAUGAGUGAGUGUCCAUGGACCGGAGUACAUGUGAUGUCUAUGCCCCAGUAGUACCCACCACGUCAAGAUUUUUCAAAGAUGGCCAAUGUUUUUCCUUUUCAAACGAGGUCCACCCUUUUUUUCCACAAGACUCCCGUAAAUUUUUCUGAUGAAGUCUGUAGACCGCCAUAUAGCAAACCUUGCUUUUAAUUAUGAAAAAACGCUAAUCUUCUUCACCCUCUGAAAUUUACACACGAGAGUCAGAGAGCCAACACUGCAACGCAUACUACAUGAGGUCUUCUUUUUACUUAAUUUAAAUUUUCCUCGCUAUCAAGAGUUGACGAUUCAAACCAUCCGCAAAGGUUUCCUUGGCAAAUUUUUGAGUGUUUUUGAAGGAGUCAAAUCUUUCUAGUGCUGGUCAAUGGGGAAGAUGAGAAGGAAACUACCAUCAGUGGAAAGUCUCUGGUUGCGGUAGGUACAGACCAUGUUUCACAUUGCUACCCCACCCUGUUCUAAUUUCAGACCGUUUUUAAAGUUUUCCAUAAACAAUUUUCAAGUCAACUACGUACCGUGUUAAUCAGAGAAACUACAUAUUAUAUAGUGAAGAAAUAAGAAAGGAAGUUAUACAAAGACGUUGUUUUUAUUUUGGAGUAAUAGACUCUUGGUUGUGAUUGUUGGUAAAUCGGGAAUUAAUUUUGGAAUGGCUACUGUCUUUCUAUUUGUUUUCUUUGUUCUCUCACCCCUUGUGCUGCUUCCCUCAGCUGAAGAAGAAAAGAGAAAUGCCCAAAGUUGUUCGUCCUUUCAAUGUGGAAAAUUUGGUAUGAUUGGCUUUCCAUUCAGGUUGAACAAAAGAAACUACUAUAAAUGCGGUCUUUUGCCAGUAAACUGUGACCAAACACCUCCGACGAUCCAACUGCCACUGGGGUGGAGCAAAGGAGCAUAUGAAGUUAUAAACAUCUCGUACACUAACACCACACUAUUCACACGUGUCAAGGACCUUUCACUUUUGGAAUACUUGAAUACCAACAAAUGCGAAUACCUAACCAAUUUUACUUUACCUAAAUCUCCAUCUAUCUCUUUUAAACUUAUCACACCCAACCAGAGCCUAUUUAAAUGCAAUCGCACUCUUGAUUCUAAUUCCUAUAAAAAAUUUAAAUAUAUGAGCUGCGGAGACCAUAAUUUCUACUAUAGUCAUUCAAAUGAGAGUACUCCGAGUAUUAUUUCUUCUCAAUGUUCGAUUAUUCAGCUCCCAGUAAAAGAGCGUUCAGAUAACAAUGAACUGAAUUUAACUGCUGAGUUCGACCUUGAAGUGCACGUAUCUCCAGCUUGUAGCAGUUGUCAUGGUAGAGGAGGUAAAUGCUUCCCUGACAGUAAGGGAAAAUUUAGUUGUUCCCAUGACAACAGAAAAUCAGAAAAUAAAAAGAAGGUCAAUUUGCUUUUAGGAUUCGGUGUUGUAUACCCAGUCAUUUCCAUUAUUUUCUUGUUUAUCAUCCGGCGUCAUUACAAGAGAAGAAGUGCGUCUUCAAACUUGCUGGCAAGGAAUAUUUUUUCAGAUCCAUCUUCAAGAUCAGACGUGGAAGGUGGGAGUGUUUACUUUGGAGUCCCUGUUUUCUCCUACAGUGAACUUGAAGAAGCCACCAAUAGUUUUGAUAUUGAAAAAGAACUUGGGGAUGGUGGAUUUGGAACCGUUUACCAUGGCAAACUCCAAGACGGGAGAGAAGUUGCAGUGAAGCGCUUAUAUGGGCACAACUAUAGACGAGUACAACAGUUCAUAAAUGAAGUUGAAAUCCUAACACGCUUGCGCCACAAAAAUCUUGUCUCCCUUUAUGGGUGUACUUCACGCCACUGUCGUGAACUUCUCCUUGUGUAUGAAUACAUUCCCAAUGGCACCGUUGCUGAUCAUAUUCAUGGCAAUCGAGCAACACCAGGUUCACUCACAUGGCCAACUCGUAUGAGAAUUGCUAUUGAAACCGCCAGUGCAUUGGCUUACCUCCAUGCUUCUGACAUCAUACAUCGCGACAUAAAGACUAACAACAUUCUCUUAGACGACAAUUUCUUUAUCAAAGUUGCAGAUUUUGGGCUUUCUCGGCUGUUCCCCAAUGAUGUUAGUCAUGUCUCAACAUCUCCUCAAGGUACUCCGGGCUACGUUGACCCAGAAUAUCACCAAUGCUACCAGCUUACUAGUAAGAGUGAUGUCUACAGCUUUGGGGUUGUCCUCAUUGAGCUCAUUUCAUCUCUGCCGGCUGUUGAUAUAUUUAGGCAUAAGCAUGAAAUUAAUUUGGCCAACUUUGCCAAAAACAAGAUUGAAAAGAGUGCAUUCCACGAGUUGAUCGACCCUCAUCUUAGAUUUGAGUCAGAUGAUGGAGUUAGAACGAUGACCAUUUUGGUGGCAAAGUUGGCUUUUCAAUGUUUACAACAGGACAAGGAAAUGAGGCCUUCCAUGGAUGAGGUAUUGGUGGCUUUAAAGAAGAUUCAAUGUGGUGACGAUGUGCCAGAGCAAUCAGCUUCACCCUAUCGUGAUGAGGUUGGAUUGUUGAAGAAUAAGCGGCAGCCACUUCCACCGGAGGCUGUAACCGAUAAUUGGACUAGUAGGUCUGCUACACCUAAUGUCAGUGGUUAAAUUUCUUCUCAUGCUGCUAAUUUUUCAAGUAGAUGAUAAGAUUUUUGUUUCGCACUCAGUGUCGAACAGAUGCAUUGAGUGGGAUGAAAUUUCAUUUUCUUCUCAUCCACUUGUUUGGAUGUGCAUAAAGGCAUGUUAUUGAAUAUGUUGCUGUGAGGGAAUGGAUCUGAACCACGUAAUAAAUUUUAUUUUCCUGUGUGAUUCAGUGUUUUACCUCUCGAAUAAAAACCUAUCAUAUUUAACUAUAUUCCCAACAAA
Molecule: messenger RNA, 2919 nt
Organism: Quercus robur (English oak)
Lineage: Eukaryota; Viridiplantae; Streptophyta; Magnoliopsida; Fagales; Fagaceae
Product: LEAF RUST 10 DISEASE-RESISTANCE LOCUS RECEPTOR-LIKE PROTEIN KINASE-like 1.1
Exons: 4
Coding region: 742-2661 (639 amino acids)
Biological process (GO): protein phosphorylation
Molecular function (GO): polysaccharide binding; protein kinase activity; ATP binding
Source: RefSeq, a predicted model, not a curated record